Miscanthus lutarioriparius is the source of this 2721-nucleotide messenger RNA. The record is from the annotation of a GenBank genome assembly. NCBI's taxonomy places the organism in Eukaryota, Viridiplantae, Streptophyta, Magnoliopsida, Poales, Poaceae.
AUGGCGGCCCCGGCGGGCGUCGACGCCUUCCUCGCGGAAUGCACGCCCUCUGGCGACGCCGCGUACGGCGCCGCCAAGGCCGUGCUCGAGCGCCUCCACGCCCCCGCCACCCGCCCCGCCGCGCGCCGCCUCCUGGGCGCCGUCCGCCGACGCUUCGCCGCCUCCCGCGCCGCGGGGGAGGAGUGCUUCCACACCUUCCACUUCCGCAUCCACGACGUCGUCCUCGACCCACACGUACAAGGUUUCCAACAAAGGAAGAAACUGACAAUGAUGGAGAUACCAAGCAUCUUCAUUCCUGAAGAUUGGUCCUUCACUUUCUACGAGGGCCUCAACCGUCAUCCAGACUCCAUUUUCAGGGAUAAGACAGUAGCAGAGCUGGGAUGUGGCAACGGUUGGAUAUCCAUAGCUCUUGCAGAAAAGUGGUGCCCUUCAAAGAUUCUCAACCCAAAUCCAGAGGCGAUGUCAAAGAUUGUAACAGAAAAUUCAAGUGAGGAGUUCUUGUACUCCUUGAGUAACUACUGUGCUCUUCAGGACCAAUUUGGCCUUGGGUUGAUUGUAACGAGCGGUGGAAGAAGGAUAUCUGUCAUAAAGCCUUCAGGUAUUAUGGUAUUCAACAUGGGAGGUCGACCAGGACAGGGUGUCUGUGAACGUCUAUUUCGACGGCGUGGAUUUCGCAUCACUAAGCUCUGGCAAACCAAAAUUAUGCAGGCUGCUGACACAGAUAUUUCAGCUUUGGUUGAAAUUGAGAAAAAUAGCAGACAUCGCUUCGAGUUCUUCAUGGAUCUUGUUGGGGAUCAGCCUAUCUGUGCUCGCACAGCCUGGGCAUACUUGAAAUCUGGUGGCCGCAUUUCACAUGCUUUGUCUGUGUAUAGCUGUCAACUUCGCCAGCCCAACCAGAAUGUCGUUGUGUUUCCUUCUCGCGCUGUGGCAAUAGAGAAUGCUCUUCAAUUGUUCUCACCGGCGCUUGCAAUUGUUGAUGAACAUUUGACCAGACACUUGCCCAAGCAAUGGUUAACAUCCUUAGCAAUCGAGGGAAGAGCAGAUUAUAAUCACGCUGAUGGUACUGUCACUGUAAUUGAGGCACCACGCCAAUCAGAUUUGCUGAUUGAGUUGAUCAGGAAGCUGAAGCCUCAGGUGGUUGUUACUGGCAUGGCUCAAUUUGAGGCUAUCACCAGUGCUGCUUUUGAGAACUUACUAAACGUAACAAAAGAUGUUGGCUCCCGGUUGUUCCUGGAUAUUUCUGAGCAUUUGGAGUUGUCUAGUCUGCCAAGCUCUAGUGGCGUAUUGAAAUAUCUUGCUGGAAAGACAUUACCAUCGCAUGCAGCUAUACUUUGCUUUUGCCAUUUCGAAGAUGCAGCUGUAUAUAAAGCAUUAUCACAAACUAUUGAGCUAUUUGAAGGCCACACAUCUCUGAUCAGCCAGCACUAUUACGGCUGCCUUUUCCAUGAGCUUCUGGCAUUUCAAAUUGCUGACCGGCAUCCACAGCAAGAGAGACAACCUGCAGAAGUGAUACCUCAGCAGAUGAUAGGAUUUUCUGAUCCAGCUAUGUCUACACUAAAGGCUGCUGAAUUUUUCGUUCCUGAUUCAACUGAAUCCAGCAUUAUUCAUAUGGAUUUAGAUCGGAGCUUUCUGCCAGUACCUUCUGCAGUGAAUGCCUCUGUUUUUGAAAGUUUUGUCAGGCAGAACAUCACUGAUUCUGAAACUGAUGUCCAUUCCAGCAUCCAACAGCUGGUGAAAGAUAGCUAUGGUUUAUCCGCAGAUGGUUGCUCAGAAAUUAUCUAUGGCAACACCUCCCUAGCACUCUUCAACAAGCUUGUUCUUUGUUGCAUGCAAGAACAGGGCACCUUGCUUUUCCCCUUGGGCACCAAUGGCCAUUACGUAUCUGCAGCAAAGAUUGAACCAAAGGUUCUAGCUGACACUCUUAAGAAUGUAUCUCGGCCAUGGGUGUAUAUUUCUGGCCCCACGAUCAACCCUACUGGUUUUCUGUACAGUGACAAUGAUAUUCAAGAGCUGCUCUCAGUAUGCGCUGAAUAUGGAGCUAGGGUAGUGAUAGAUACCUCCUUCUCUGGCCUGGAGUACCGAACUGAUGGCUGGAGUCAGUGGAAUCUGGAAGGAUGCCUUUCCUCUUUGAAACGUUCAAAGCCAUCAUUCUCUGUGGUGCUGCUUGGAGAGCUGUCCUUUGAGCUGACUGCAGCAGGGCAUGACUUUGGGUUUGUGAUAUUGAGCGACUCAUCACUGGCUGAGACGUUUCAUAGUUUCCCCAGCUUGAGUCGGCCGCACAUCACAUUGAAGUACACUUUCAAAAAGCUACUGGGCCUUAAGAACCAGAAGGAUGAGCAUUUCUCCAAUCUAAUGGUGGAGCAGAAGGAGGAACUGAAGAAUCGCGCCAACCACUUGAUAAAGACUCUGGAGAGCUGUGGCUGGGAUGUUGCCAUUGGUUGCGGUGGCAUCUCAAUGCUGGCGAAGCCCACUGCCUACAUCGGGAAGCCCUUCAAAGCUGAUGGUUUCGAGGGCAAGCUGGAUGCGAGCAACAUCAGGGAAGCCAUCCUCAAGGCCACUGGGCUCUGCAUAAACAGCAGCUCCUGGACGGGGAUCCCCGACUACUGCCGUUUCAGCUUUGCUCUGGAGAGCGGCGAAUUCGAGCGUGCAAUGGGAUGCAUAGCUCGGUUCAAGGAGUUGGUUCUGGGAGGGAGUGGCCAGGCUCAGAUGAAUGGUGUGUGA